GAUGCGCCGCCGGGAUCCGGCUGGAAUCCGCCGCGACCUCCCGCGGGGCGACGUCCUCCACCGCCCCAGCCCCUAAACUAAGGGGGUGGGGGCGGCGCCCAGGAGAGGAGUGCAAGCGAGAAGUACAGCUAGAGAAGAGCCUGAACAGAGAAAGGAGGCCAAGAUCUGCACAACUGAACACUUCAAGACUCUGAGAGGGCGGUCACCGGCCUCACAUGACGCCGCUGUCACGUGAUCAGGCCCCGCGGGAGCCGCGGCGCCUUUCCGUCCCGCGGCUGCAGGAUUUCUUAGGGGGUCCAACCCCCCGGCUCACGCCACCAUGCUGUCCCGCCUGCUCAAAGAACACCAAGCCAAGCAGAACGAACGCAAGGAACUGCAGGAAAAGAGGAGGCGAGAAGCUAUCACUGCUGCGACCUGCCUGACAGAAGCUUUGGUGGACCACCUCAACGUAGGUGUGGCCCAGGCCUACAUGAACCAAAGAAAGCUGGACCAUGAAGUGAAGACCCUGCAGGUCCAGGCUGCCCAGUUUGCCAAGCAGACAGGCCAGUGGAUCGGGAUGGUGGAGAACUUCAACCAGGCGCUCAAGGAAAUCGGGGAUGUGGAGAAUUGGGCUCGGAGCAUUGAGCUGGACAUGAGAACCAUUGCCACCGCCCUGGAAUACGUCUACAAAGGGCAGCUGCAGUCUGCCCCCUCCUAGCCCCUCCGCCCUCCCCCUUCCCUCCAGUAGGGACAGGAGGAGACUGAUGGGUCAUGAAUAAAAUGCAGCGUCCA
This is a messenger RNA of Fukomys damarensis (Damara mole-rat), 771 nucleotides long. It is a transcript of the gene Bloc1s1, whose product is annotated as biogenesis of lysosomal organelles complex 1 subunit 1. Gene Ontology annotation, biological process: endosomal transport. The transcript has 5 exons. Lineage: Eukaryota; Metazoa; Chordata; Mammalia; Rodentia; Bathyergidae. Gene Ontology annotation, cellular component: BLOC-1 complex. Bases 320 to 697 code for a protein of 125 amino acids. The record is from RefSeq and is a predicted model, not a curated record.